Mycena citricolor is the source of this 3733-nucleotide messenger RNA. The record is from the annotation of a GenBank genome assembly. NCBI's taxonomy places the organism in Eukaryota, Fungi, Basidiomycota, Agaricomycetes, Agaricales, Mycenaceae.
GUAGCAGUGAACAAUCCUACCCAUAACUCACAUGGAUCCGACCACGUCCGUGUCUGGGCCCCAGUCUACCGCGCGGCUUGAUGAAGAACGCGUACGGCUGGCUAAACGGCUCUCAUUACGCACCCUCAAUGAUAAUCCUCCGUCGCUGGAGCUCUCGAAACUGGACUCCUCUCUCAGACGCCACACCGCCCUCAUAAAGCGCGUCCGACAGUCUAUGGCAUUGGAAUACCGAGACCAGAUCAUCAAGGACAUCGAGUCAUUGACGCUGGAGAAAUACGUGGAAGAAAUCGUUGGGGCUGCCGUCGAGGGUCUUUCACGGUGUAAGACAGAGAAGGAUGUAUGGAGUGGAGUAGAGAUCAUCUCACUAUUGCAUCGCCGAUUUCCAUCUUCCUUCACCCCAGCUCUGAUUACCGCUCUAUCCGCUGCUCUUGCUUCGCCUUCAAGAGCGGCUCUCACGUCUCUUCCACCGGAACAGCGUGAGAAGGAAGACAGCUCUCGUGUUUCUCGACAACGCCCCAUUCUUCGCGUUUGUGCCGAGUUGGCAUUGGUCGGAAUCAUUCGCGAUGGUCCUGGAAGAAGUGGUGGAGAAUGGAUCAUGAAAGUCAUUAAGGAGCUGGAAAGUCUAUUCCUCCUGGCAUUUCUCUCGAGUUUAACUCUUGCACAGUUAUCAAAUGAUCCGUCUCUGUCCUCCUUGCCGCUCUUGACAACAUUCCUCAAAUCUUACUCUCGGCCAUUUCUUGGCAUCUCUGCCCCCAGUGCAUCUAAGCAGGUUUCAUUGACUCCUGAAACCGCUUCUUCGCAGGUAUCCGAGGAUGGAGCGUUCCCUGCCUUGUCCAAAGUUAGCGAGGAAUUAGUGGAGCAAGACAUUCGCGAUAGGUUCAAGCGCAUGUGCGAAGGGUACUUUGACAGUGUCUGUAAAAAGCUGUUGAUUGAGCACACGCGCCUUCAAGAGCAGGACCGACGAAAUCAUGAGGCUUAUAUACGUUCUGGGGAAAUUUUCGAAGACCGCCAGCAGGCAUACGAAAAGAUGACGAAAGGUUAUGAGAAAUUGCUGGCCAGUUGUCAAUCUCUCUCGGAACUGCUAUACAUCCCGGUCCCUCCUUUGCCCACAAACUCGCAAAAGACUGAUUCCAUUCUCAUCGGGACGAACCGAUCGACCAACAUCUCGGACGAGAUGGACGAAAGCGCAUUCACCGGUGGGAAAUGGGAAGACGAGGAAGAACGGAGAUUCUUCGAGGAUGUCCAAGAUCUGAAGGACUUUAUUCCCCGAGGCGUCUUGGGGGUGGAUGAGUCGAAAGAGGGGAAAGAGGCGGACACUGACCAGGAUGCGGACAAGGAAAAGGAAAAGGAAAAGGAAAGAUUGGAACAGGAGAAAGAAGAAGUCAGGAAGCUGGAGGAGGAACUGCAGAACCUCACCGGUGCAGCAUCCUCUGAUCAAGUACAGCCGAGUUCGGAAAUACAGGAUGAAGAGGAGGUUGAACAAACGGGCGCGGAAACCCCCACUCCCGGUACUCCCCGGGCGACAUCCCCGACCUCAUCUCCCCAAUUAGCACCGCAGGGGCCAUCUCAGCUUCUCACUGCUCUCCUCGUUCGACUUCCCGAUGCCACCAAUCGAGCUCUCAUUGAUCAAGCGGCUAUUGAUUUCGCGUUUCUCAACUCCAAAGCUGCGAGGAAGCGUUUAGUGAAAUUUUUGGGCCAAGUUCCGAAGAACAGAACAGAUUUGCUGCCGCAUUAUUCUCGGCUCGUAGCAACCCUGAACACGUACAUGCCGGACAUCGGAACUGACCUGGUCGCUGUGCUUGAUGAAGAGUUUCGUUACCUCCAACGCAAGAAAAAUGUUGUGAAGGAACUUGCUGAAGUCCGGAUGAAGAAUAUCAUGUUCUUAUCCAAUCUGACUAAAUUCCGGGUUGUUCCUCCUCAUCUGAUCUUGCACAUAUUCAAAGUGUGUCUGGAUGAUUUUUCGGGCACGAAUGUCGAAAAUCUGGCGCUAUUGCUCGAAGGAUGUGGUCGUUUCCUUCUGCGAAAUGAGGAGACUCAGCAGCGAUUUGCUACGAUGCUUGAAUUGAUGCGUCGAAAGCAAAGCAUGCAGCACUUUGACCAGAGACAGUUGCUCCUGCUUGAGAAUGCGUAUUAUCAGUGCAAUCCUCCGGAACGAACUCCCAGACAAGAGAAACAUCGCACACCGAUGGACCUUUUCAUUCGUCAUCUCAUCUACGAUGUGUUGGCGAAGAAGACGAUCGACAAAGUGCUCAAGUUGAUCCGCAAGCUGGACUGGGAUGACCUCGAGAUCCGCCGCCUGCUGCACAAAGUAUUCACCAAGCCGUGGAAGAUCAAAUAUAGCAACAUUAGCUUGCUAGCUAUGCUGACAUACGACCUGCAGCGAUAUCAUCCCGAGUUUGCCAUUGCUGUGGUAGACCAGGUGCUCGAGGACGUGCGUCGCGGCUUGGAGCACAAUAUCUACAACACGAAUCAAAGGAGGAUGGCCACGAUCAAGUAUCUCGGCGAGCUCUACAUCUACAGGCUGCUGAGCUCCGGAAUCGUAUUUGACACGCUGUGGUCCUUGGUCACGUUUGGUCAUCCUGAGGCUCGUCCGCUGCCACAACAGGCAUGCCCCUUGGACAUGCCGGACGAUUUUUUCCGCGUUCGCCUCGUUUGCGCGCUUCUGGACUCGUGUGGAAUGUGCUUUGAUCGAGGCACCCAGCGCAAGAAGUUGGAUACGUUCCUGGUCUUCUUUCAGUACUACGUGUUCUGUAAAGAUGCUAUGCCGAUGGAUGUAGACUUUAUGGUUACCGACUCGCUCGAGGCCGUCCGUCCCAAGAUGGAGACUGCGAAGAACCUGGAAGAGGCGGCCAGCGCCGUGGAUGAGAUGCUCAAUGUUGACUUCCAAGGACAAGACGACGCUGGCGCCAGCGGUGAUGAAAGUGGAGACGAAGACGAAGAACGUCGACAGGACACUGAUAAAGACGACGAUGACGACGAUGGUCAAUCCUCUCCAAUUGAUGAACGAGCACCCUCGCCGGACCAGCCGGUUGUGUUGUCGGCCAGCAACAGUCUCCAAGAAAACAUGGGCCCGUCGACUGACGCGAUCGCGGACUUCGACAAGGAACUCGCGAAAAUGGUAACAGAUAACUCUUCGGAGGCAAGGAAGGUCGACAAGAAGACAGCGCUGGCACUAUGGGAUGCAGCUGUUAUCCCGUCUGGCGCUCGAAAGAAACGCGCCGACGAUGACGACGAGACAGCUCCCCGGGAAAUCGACGGCCAGGCAGUCAUGAACUUUACAGUGCUCACGAAGCGAGGCAACAAGCAGCAAGCUCGGCAAAUGGCGGUCCCAACAGAGUCUGCGCUCGCUGUCCACACACUUUCCGCCCAGCAACAAGAUAGGGUGGAGCAACAGCACCUGAAACGGCUGGUGCUGGACUAUGAGCAGAGAGAAGAAGCAGAAGAACUGAAGGCCUUGGAAGCAAGAAAUCGAGCAGGGGCCAUCAAGAUCAGAUAUGUUGGCUAGGACCAGACGCACAGUCGCUGAUGCAUUCAUUGGCUUGAGUCACCUCACCAGCGGCUUUGCCCGCUCAGAUUACGAUGAACGUAUCGCCACCCGAAUCAGUCGCGAUGGGACUGCCCAGUGGCCAGGCGCUGGAUACGUGUCAGGGUGCAUUAUGUAAUCACUAGUGGUCGUGUGUGCAUCGAAAUUUUGCCCAAGCUACACCUUGUCUUGAAGUUGUAGCAUUUCUGA